GCUCGUGGAACGCGGAACGAAUCGUGUGCGAAAAACACCUUCAGUUCAGAGGCAAAAUGUCGGUUGAAGAGGGAAAGAAGUUCGAUCUGGAUUUGCUGAUCAAGCAAAUAGGACCAUUUGGGAAAUUUCAGCUGAUAAAUUACCUCCUGAUUUGCCUGCCCAUCGCCUUGACCGCCAUGUACACGCUCACCUUCGUCUUCACGGCUGGCGAUCUCGACUAUCGCUGCCGAAUCCCCAGCUGUGACACUGAAGAGCCCGAGUUGAAGCCUGACUUCCUCAGCUUCACCACGCCAAUGGAUGGCGACAGAUUCUCCAUGUGUGAGAAAUUUCACCACACACCAAAUGCCACCAUCGAGGAUCAAUGCCAAGCCGAUCUCUUCGAUCGCUCGCGCCUGGAGAAUUGCGAGGAGUUCGUCUAUCAGAACGACGAGACGACAAUCCUCAGCGAGUGGAAUUUGGGCUGCAGCGAGGAGUGGAAGCUUUCCCUGGUCGGGACAAUUAACAAUGUCGGCCAGUUUGUCUGUCUGCCACUGACUGGUUACUUUUCAGAUCGCUUCGGCAGGCGAACAGCCUUCAUUCUCGGCAACUUCUUCGCCGCCACCAUGGGCAUCAUUCGCUCCUUCUCGCCCAACUACGUCAUGUUCAUAGUGUUUGAGUUCCUGGAACCAGCCCUCAGUGCCGGAGUCUACAGUGCAGGCUUCAUUCUCGGAAUGGAACUUGUCGGCCCGGAGAGGAGAGUUCUGGGGGCGUUUUUCAUCAAUGUCUUCUACGCUCUGGGUGAAGCUCUUCUGGGCCUCCUGGCCAUGCUGACCAGAGAUUGGCGUCUGCUGAUGUGGGUGGCCUACGCGCCGACCUUCAUCUUCCUCAUCUAUCGCUGGCUCAUUCCGGAGAGUGCUCGCUGGCUGCUCAACAUGAAUCGCCCAAAGGAAGCGGCCAAGAUCAUCGACAAGGCGGCAAAGAUGAACAAGAGCGAUUUGACGCCAGAGGCGCAGAAGAUGCUGCUGCAGGCUCUCAAGGACAGCGAUGUGGAGAAUGAGAAGGAGGCGGAGGCCGAAGUGAAGGAGUACCGCCUGAUGUCAGCACUGCGGUCACGGACACUUCUCCUGCGCAUCCUCAACUGCUCCUUCUGCUGGAUCGCCGUGUGCUUCGUCUUCUACGGCAUGAGCAUGAACAGCGUGACUGUGGCCGGUGACAAGUACAUCAACUUCAUCAUGACGUGUCUGAUUGAAAUCCCCGGCGCGGCUCUCUGUUGUCUGCUCAUGGACAGAAUUGGACGACGUCCAAUUCUCUGCAUCAGUCUGAUCCUCAGUGGUCUGGCGUGCAUUGGCUUCAUCUUUCUCUCCGGCGCUCCCGAGUGGACCAACUUGACCGUGUUCCUGUUCGGGAAGCUCAACAUCAGCAUGUCCUUCAUCGCCAUCUACGUCUACACGGCCGAACUCUUCCCCACGGAACUCCGACACACUCUUCUGGCCGCGUGCUCAAUGUUCGGCCGCCUGGGCUCCAUUGUGGCGCCCUUCACGCCGCUCCUGGGCAAGUACGUUGAAUCCCUGCCGAUGAUCCUGUUCGCCACAAUGGCCAUCUCCUCUGGCAUCCUCAUCAUGUUCGCGCCGGAAACACUCAACAAAACACUACCAGACACCCUUCAAGAAGCCGAAGACAUUGGAAAGUGAUAUGAAAUGCUACGAAAUUGUAAAUAAACACGAGAUUUUGAUAAGAAACAAUGUGAUUUCCACAGGCACGUGCUGAUUCAAUUGUCAGCUGCAUUAGUUGCACCAAUUGCACUUCACAGUAGUGCAAACUCUAGUGCAACAAUGCACUUUAUCAGCUUUAUCGCA
This is a messenger RNA of Phlebotomus argentipes, 1835 nucleotides long. RefSeq names its product organic cation transporter protein-like. The record is from RefSeq and is a predicted model, not a curated record. The transcript has 3 exons. The coding region runs from base 57 to 1670 and encodes 537 amino acids. NCBI's taxonomy places the organism in Eukaryota, Metazoa, Arthropoda, Insecta, Diptera, Psychodidae. Gene Ontology annotation, biological process: transmembrane transport. Gene Ontology annotation, cellular component: membrane. Gene Ontology annotation, molecular function: transmembrane transporter activity.